AUGAAUGAUGAACUGCAUAUUCCUCAAACUGCGAAUGAUCGAAAGCUAGAAAUUGGAAUGAAAUUUGCAUCAAUAGACGAUGCAUUUGAAUUCUACAAUCAAUAUGCUUGUGAAGCUGGUUUUAGUGCAAGAAUAAGCAAUAGCAAAAAGAAUAAGAUGAAUGAAGUUGUUUGGAAACAAUUUGUAUGCUUUAAAGCUGGUCAAACUGAUGAAGUCCGCUCAAAAAAUCGAGCGUCGAGUGGUGGCCCGAUCAAGAAAAGAGCUCGUGGUGAAGUUAGAACUUAUUGUAAGGCAAAGAUCUCCAUUGUCAAACAACAAACUGGACCCUAUUGGAGUAUUAGCUUAUUCACUGAAGGUCAUAAUCAUGGACUUUCUACUCCUUCAAAAGUGCAUUUACUCCGAUCAUACCGUAGUGUCUCUGCUGCGAAGAGAGUGUUGACACAACAAUUUUCAGAAGCUAAUAUACCGACCUGUCAGCAAAUGCAACUAAUGGAGAUAGAGCAUGGGGGGCCUGAAAGUGUAGGUUGCACUGAAAGAGAUAUCAGGAAUGUUGAGAGAGAUAUGAGGGAUGAACAGAAGGGGAUCGAUGCCGAAAAUUUGGUAGAAUUCUUUACAUCUGAAAAGGAGAAAAAUUCAUCAUUUUUCUUUGACUAUGAGACAGAUUCAGAUAAUAGGUUCAAAAGAUGUUUUUGGGAAGAUCAUAAAUCAAGGAGUGCUUAUAGUGUAUUCGGUGAUGUUGUUGUGUUUGAUUCUACCUAUAACACUAAUAAGUACGAAAUGAUUUUUACACCGUUCGUAGGAGUAAAUCAUCACCAUCAAACAAUUGUUUUUGGUUGUGGAUUUCUAAGUGAUGAGAAGACAGAAUCAUAUUUGUGGCUGCUUAAUAAGUUCAUGGAAGCUGUGCCAACAAGUGCUCCAAAAGCAAUCGUCACUGAUCAAGAUCCUGCUAUGACGAAAACACUUGCACAAGUUUUGCCGAAAACAGUACACCGUUAUUGUUUGUGGCACAUAUUGAAUAAAUUUCCGGAAAAGAUUUCAGCAGUGACUUUCCGAGAGCAUUAUCAGAGCAUAAAAAAUGUUAUAAAAAAUUCUACUUCUCCUGAGGAAUUCGAGCAUUGGUGGAAAGAUGUUAUUAGAUUUGCUAACUUAGAGCAAAAUACUUGGAUCUUGUUGAUGUAUGAAUUGCGACAUAAGUGGGUUCCGUCAUACUUUAGUCAUGUAUUUUUUGCUAGGAUGUCAAGUAGUCAGAGAUCUGAGAGUUCGCAUUCAUUUUUCAAAAAGUAUGUCUCUCACAAGAACUCAUUGAUGGAUUUUAUCACUCGAUUCAAUCGAGCACUAAGACACCAAAGACACAAUGAGUUAGUUGAUGAUCAUAUUGACAUGAAUGAGCAUCCCAAAAUCAAAACAAAUUGGCUGAUGGAAACGCAAAUGGUUAAAGUGUACACGAAGAAAAAAUGGACGGAGUUUCAAGAUGAAAUGAGUCAAAGUCAUGGUUACUUUGUGGAGCAUAGAUGA
Messenger RNA from Salvia splendens (bonfire salvia), 1515 nucleotides. RefSeq names its product protein FAR1-RELATED SEQUENCE 5. The coding region runs from base 1 to 1515 and encodes 504 amino acids. Lineage: Eukaryota; Viridiplantae; Streptophyta; Magnoliopsida; Lamiales; Lamiaceae. The transcript has a single exon. The record is from RefSeq and is a predicted model, not a curated record.